UACGAAAAGCCACUAAUUAAUCCCCUUACAAUUCCUCUGCUAGAGUGGCGGUGGGACUAAACUAACAUGCGCGGGAGAACUAGUUUAAGGAACCGGCGCCAAAGAAGGUCGGGUUGUAACGGUAACCUCAUUUUAAAUCUCUUUCCCGUUGGUCUAUAUAACACCAACACACCCCCAUGGAAAGUGGGCCAAGAACUGAUGCAUUCCCGGCUGGUCUUCGUGUACUUGCUGUUGAUGAUGAUCCAGCUUGGCUCAAGGUUGUGUAAAAAAUGCUCAAGAAGUGUUCUUAUGAAAUGACCACUUGCUGUGUAGCAAGAGAUGCUUUGAGCAUGCUCCAAGAAAGAAAAAAUAGUUUUGACAUCAUAAUUAGUGAUGUUAACAUGCCAGAUAUGGACGGCUUCCAACUCCUGGAACAUCUUGAAGUUGAGAUGGAUCUCCCUGUCAUUUUGAUAUCUGUUGAUGGGGAAAUGAAUAGAGUUAUGAAAGGCGUCCAAAGUGGAGCUUGCGAUUAUCUUCUCAAGCCUGUUCGAAUGGAAGAGCUUAAGAAUAUAUGGCAGCAUGUCUUGAGAAAGAAAAUACAUGAGGGAAAAAACUCACAGGUGAUGAUAAGUAGAUCAUCAAAUGAGUUGGAUGAUGGGCAGCAACUAAAUGGAGGUGAGGUGAGUGCAACUAGAAAACGAAAAGAUAUGGAAAACAGAAGGCAUGAUGACCAAAAGUCAGUUGAGCCAUCAACAUCAAAGAAAGCCAGAGUGGUUUGGUCCAUAGAUCUACAUCAGAAGUUUGUGGACGUUGUAACCCAGAUUGGCUAUGAUAGGUUUUGCAUUGACGGAGUCUUGAUGGUUAUUCAUCUGACAGAAGCCAGGCCCAAGAAAAUUCUGGACUUGAUGAAUGUUCCCUGGUUGACAAGAGAAAAUGUUGCUAGUCAUCUGCAGAAGUACAGGUUCUACCUGAGUAAGUUGCGGAAGGAGAACAAAGUAAAAAGUUCUCAAGGGAUGAUGCAGCAGGAUUUCACCCGUCCUGCUGGAAGUUUUGGCUUUCAAACCUCAAAUCUGAUGCACCAAAAACAUGCAGCUAAUGGCAAUCCCAAAUACACAGGCAACAAUAUGCCUCUCAUAGACAAGGGCACAAGAUUCUGCCAUGAAGCUGAUAAGAAGGCUACAGCUUCCAUUUUGCCUGUGGAUCUCAAAGAAACUUCAGCAAGUAAUUUCCUUGACUGUCAGAGAGCAAAUGUUAGUUCUCAAACCAUUCUUUCCCAUCCUUUCAACCACCAAUCAAGUCAGUCAAAUACGACCACCCAGACGUGGAAUGAAGUCCUAAUGGAGCAACAAUUCAAACAGCCUCCAAAUCAAGAUCCUGAGCUGUAUGUUCUGCUAGAUGAUGACUUUAGCCAUGCACUGCUGUCUGCUCCACAACAUCUUCUCCAAGUUGAUCUCCAAUGUUCUGCUAAUGCUGUUGGUCCGGGAACUUCAGUUCCAGAAAGAGAUAAGCCCGGCUCUGUCAUGAUCAUACCUCUGUGCUCGCAAUCCAGAAGUGAUCAUGGCCAGAUUGUAGAUCCAGAGACCUCAGAUGCCAUCCCCAGCUUCAAAGUUGGCAUGAAAAAUCAGGUGGUCAAUCUGAAUUGCUUGAACGACUGAGAACCCACCCAACAACAGGUAUUUGCAGUAGGUGAUUCCUCCUUGGGGUCUCAAGUUGGAUGUACUAUUACAGAGAGUAUUGGGCUCCAGGACAUAGACCUAUUCAGAACUUUUUGCUGAACUGGAGGAGACAUGCUAUUAUAAUCACUUGGGGUUUAAAUGGAAUAAAGAUUGGGAUUCAAUUCAAAAUCCUGUUGUAGACCAAGGUUUAUUCACGACACAAUCCAAGGCCUCAGGGGUUUGCUAGGAACUGGAAAACCAGAGAGCAUUUUCUUUGGUGGAUGUGAUGAGAUUGAAUUUGAUCAUAAAUGUAGGAAUGUGUGCCAUUUUGAUGUAUAUAUGCUAAGCGUACUGCUUUAACUAAUCUACCUUUUUAACUUUCACGAUCGGCAGCACUAGUUAUUGUUGAAAUAUUCUCACUUGUAUUUCUAAAAUCAUCCUUUGGCAUAUUGCUUUAUGCCUCCUUUUUAACUAA
Messenger RNA from Vitis vinifera (wine grape), 2109 nucleotides. RefSeq names its product two-component response regulator ORR26. The transcript is spliced from 5 exons. Lineage: Eukaryota; Viridiplantae; Streptophyta; Magnoliopsida; Vitales; Vitaceae. Gene Ontology annotation, biological process: cytokinin-activated signaling pathway; phosphorelay signal transduction system. Bases 270 to 1634 code for a protein of 454 amino acids. The record is from RefSeq and is a predicted model, not a curated record. Gene Ontology annotation, molecular function: DNA binding.